Molecule: messenger RNA, 546 nt
Organism: Trichoderma asperellum CBS 433.97
Lineage: Eukaryota; Fungi; Ascomycota; Sordariomycetes; Hypocreales; Hypocreaceae
Molecular function (GO): protein binding
Source: RefSeq, a predicted model, not a curated record
AUGGCGCCGAAUCUCACUGAAGAAGAAAUCGACGAUCUCGUGUAUUUCGCCAGAGUAGGCGAGGAUGCGGAUCUUACCGAGACGCUGACGGCCUUGUCAGAGCGCGAGAAGGCGACUCCAGCUGAGAUUCUGCUGGCCGCUAAGGAUGAGGGCAAAUCAACGGCUUUACACAUGGCGGCAGGAAAUGGCCAUUUAGAAACUGUUCGCAAACUCAUUCAAUAUUUUGAUGAGAGACCAAAGGAAGAGAAGAAGACUUUCCUGGACGAUGCCAAUGAGCAUGGAAACACCGGUAUGCACUGGGCUGCUCUUGGAGGCCACCUGGACAUUGUCAAGCUUCUCAUGGAACAAGGUGCUUCACCUGCACUGGCCAAUGAGCGAAACUACGUUCCCCUGGACCUGGCUUACUUUAACGAACACAACGACGUUGCGCAAUUCUUUUUGGCAUCUGCCGGCAUGCUGGAGGAGAAGAACCAGGAGAGCGGAUUGAACGGUGCCGUAGAGGCGGUCAAGCUGGAAGAGAAUGAAGGCGAAGGAGAGGAUAACUAA